Messenger RNA from Blumeria graminis f. sp. triticale, 84 nucleotides. The record is from the annotation of a GenBank genome assembly. Lineage: Eukaryota; Fungi; Ascomycota; Leotiomycetes; Helotiales; Erysiphaceae.
AUGGACGCCAGUGCUUACUGGCCCGGUGGCUUCGCCCUUGCUACUUCCUCACUAGGUUUACAGGGCAAUUCUCUAAUUACAUGA